Molecule: messenger RNA, 456 nt
Organism: Prorocentrum cordatum
Lineage: Eukaryota; Dinophyceae; Prorocentrales; Prorocentraceae
Source: the annotation of a GenBank genome assembly
AUGGCCCUCACCGCGGCGCUGACGCCGCCCUACUCCGCCGCGACGCUCCGGCGGCUGCGGGCCCUCGCCGACGGCGACGUGUCGCUGACCACGGAGAUCCUGUGGUCGCGGGAGCCGGGCUCCGACAGCUCGGCUCUGCAAGUAAACGCUGCUGCGAGCGUGCGGCCCGGCGCGCGGCGCGGGCAGGACGGGAGGCCGGGGGAGCUGCAGUCGCAGGAAAGCCAGGCUGGCGCUGGCGGGUUGCCGGACGUCGAGGCCAUGGACCUUCUGAAGUCCGCCCUCGCGGAGAGGCAGGCAAAGGCCCAGAAGGUGAUCCACGAGACUGGCCAGAAGUGGAUCCGGCGGAGCGAGAUCGUGGAGAAGCAGAAGGAUCAGACGAAAAGGAGUACUUCGAGAGCAAGCGGCGGGAGGAGGAAAAGACCAAGGCCGACGAGGAGGCCCAGCUGGAGACCCUGA